AUGCCGAAGAAUAAAGGAAAGGGCGGGAAGAACCGCCGAAGGGGGAAGAACGACAACGAGGGAGAGAAGCGUGAGCUCCAGUACAAGGAAGAUGGACAGGAGUACGGACAGGUGCUGCGCAUGCUGGGGAACGGCCGUCUCGAGGCGUACUGUUUCGAUGGCGUCAAGCGUCUCUGCCACAUUCGCGGGAAGAUGAGAAAGCGUGUGUGGGUCAACAGCGGAGACAUUGUCCUCGUCUCUCUUCGCGACUUCCAGAACGACAAGGGGGAUGUCAUUGCAAAAUACAACCCCGAUGAGGCGCGACUGCUGAAACAGUAUGGCGAGCUGCCGGCGAACGCGAAGAUCAACGAGAGCGACGUUUUCGGAGACGAAGAUGGUGGUGGCGGAGGCAUCGACUUCCAGGACGACUCCGAUGUCUCCGAUGAGAGUUCAGACGAGGAAGACGGAAAGAACAAGGAUAAAGAUAUGGAUAUUGAUGACAUUUGA
Neospora caninum is the source of this 486-nucleotide messenger RNA. Its product is annotated as Translation initiation factor 1A (AeIF-1A),related. The transcript has 5 exons. Gene Ontology annotation, biological process: translational initiation. Gene Ontology annotation, cellular component: cytoplasm. Gene Ontology annotation, molecular function: translation initiation factor activity; RNA binding. The coding region runs from base 1 to 486 and encodes 161 amino acids. The record is from RefSeq and is a predicted model, not a curated record. NCBI's taxonomy places the organism in Eukaryota, Apicomplexa, Conoidasida, Eucoccidiorida, Sarcocystidae.